AUGCGGCCUCCGGCGCCCAAGACCUCCGCCUACAGCCAACAAGAACCUCGUCCGGAGAACCUUCUUCUCCUCGCUUCCCCCCGCGCUGCCAAACUCUCCCUUGGCUGCCCCCUCUUGGACCGCCUCCUCUCCGGUGGCCUCCCCGCCGCGUCGGUCACAGAGAUUGCUGGCGAAUCCGCCGCCGGGAAGACCCAGCUUUGCCUCCAGCUCGCCCUCCUCGCGCCCCUCUCCCCUCACCCUUCCUCCUCCCUCUUCUUAUGCUCCGACGUCCCCUUUCCCCUCCGCCGCCUCCGCCUCCUUGCCCCCAAAUCGCGGCCAGACCUCCUGGAUCACGUCCUUGUGGCCGCUGUACACUCCCCCUCCGACCUCCUCUCCCUCCUAUCCCGCGCCCAGUACCACCUCUCCCACCCGAGUCGCUCCCCCCACCCCCUGCCUAUCCGCGUCAUCCUCCUUGACUCCAUCGCUUCCCUCUUCCGCGCCGACUUCGACGCCUCACCCGCCGACCUCAAACGCCGGUCUGGGCUCUUCUUCAAGAUAUCCGCAAAACUCAAGGAACUGGCUCACAGGCACCAAUGUGUGGUUGUGGUUACCAACCAGGUGGUCGACGUGGUGGAGGGGAACACGGGAAACACCGUGGCCUGGUCGUCGGGGCGGCAGGUGAGCCCUGCGCUGGGGCUUGCGUGGGCCAACUGCGUCAACACUCGGCUGUUCCUGACGCGGGAGGUGGAUAGCAACGGUGGGAGUGCCAGGAGGCACAUGAAGGUGGCCUUCGCGCCGCACUUGCCGGUGCGGACGUGUGAGUUCGUGAUACGGAGGGACGGUGUCUUCGGCGUUGAGCCGGCACAAAGGUUGUAUACGGACACCGGAAUGGUUUCGAAGAGGUUCGGGGAUUUAUCGGAGUACCGGGAGGCGAAGCCCUGCGCGAAUCACAUCACCGUCGCCGUCACCACGCCGUCGUGCUCUCGAAACUCUCCCUUGACCCUCUACUGGAUCAAGAGUUCGAGCGACGUCAUCGAGCUGAACAUGUGCUAA
Messenger RNA from Triticum turgidum subsp. durum (durum wheat), 1032 nucleotides. Lineage: Eukaryota; Viridiplantae; Streptophyta; Magnoliopsida; Poales; Poaceae. The record is from the annotation of a GenBank genome assembly.